UAUAACAGAUAUUAAAGCAGCGUUCCUCUCGUUUUGAUAAUAGACAUAUCAGUUACUCCGCACAGCUUUUAAUUUUUUUCACUAGUCAUGACUUAUGACUCUAGUGAUUUAAAACGUUGCUAUUUCACGAAACAGUUUAUUUGUGGAACUAGCCUUUUGAAAUGUUCCAACCGAACACAUGUAUGUAUGGGACCUUUUGUUGGCUUUGGUAUUCACAUAAAUGAUUCCGCGUGAAACACGCCUCGCGCUCGUCCUUGAGAGCUGUAGCUAGUGAGGUUUACGAAAAGUGCGUAAAUCGAGAGUGGUGGUCGGUUCAUUCGGAGCAGUUGAGCAGGAGGAGAUCUAUCACUGGGCGGUGGUAACAGUUAAGUGGUUAGUCCUAGAGUGAAGCAUAACGUGGCAAAAUGGCGAAACGGAGGAUCACACAGGAAACCUUUGAUGCUGCUGUCAGAGAAAACUUGGAAGAGUUUGAGAUGGAUCCUAAUGAGGCUCUGAGGGACGCUGUGGAGCAGUUUGAGUCUCAAGGUGUAGACCUCAGUUGUAUAGUAAAAGCUGUACCAGCUGUAUCAUCUGAUGAGAAACCAGAAGAGCAAACACAUGAGGUCUUACAGGCACUGGAUUCCCUACAAACUGGAAAAGAUAUUACAGAAGUGAUGACAGAGUUAAAACACUUCACUGAGCAAUGCUCAUUUGGAUUUGCCCAGAGGUACUUGGCUGCCCAAAAGGAUGCCUACCCCAUCAUCCUCUCCUAUGUCAAAAAGAGUUUGGAGGAGCAGGAAGCUGUGCUGGCCACCCUGGCUGCACUGGGUGCACUGACAGAUGGACAACCAGACUUGUUGGAUGCAGAGGGCCAGCAGAUCCUUUUGGAUGUCCUUAAGAAGUACCAGUCAGAUUCCUCUGUGAUGUGUGCAGCCAUCUGUGUUGUACGCCACUGCUGUUUGAAACAUGAACAAAACAGGCAAGAUUUGGUAAAAGGUGGAGUCCUGCCGCUGCUGACCACUGCCAUUACACAACACAUUGCAAGUGCGAAUCUGGUGAAGGGGGCCUCUGCAGCUCUCCGGGUCAUGACAUUUGAUGAUGAUGUCCGAGCUACCUUUGGACAUGCUCAUGACCAUGCCAAGAUGAUUGUUCUUGAGCACAAUGGACUAAAGAUUUUAAUUGAGGCUGCAAAAGCUCAUCUUGAUAAGACUUCUGUUGUGAGUGAGGUUUGUGCAACUUUGUCCCGUUUGGCUGUAAGGAAUGAGUUCUGCCAAGACAUCUGUGAUCUGGGAGGAUUAAAACUCAUGGUGACUUUGCUUGCAGACAGCUACGAGUCAGCGGAGCUGGUUCGUCAGGUCCUUGCUGCAAUACGGGCUGUAGCAGGAAAUGACGACGUGAAAGAUGCUGUUGUUAGUGCUGGUGGAGUCCAGCUCAUUGUCAUUGCCAUGAACAGACACAUGAGCAACUCUGCUGUGUGUGAACAGGGCUGUGCAUGCCUCUCUGUGCUUGCUUUACGUAAACCCAACAACUGCAAAGUCAUCAUGGAGAAUGAAGGUGCAUUGGCUGCUGUGCAGGCUAUGAAGACACAUGCUGAUGUGGUCAAUGUGCAGAAACAGGCAUGUAUGCUGCUGAGAAACCUGGUUGCACAUAUGCAAAAUUACAGUCAACCAAUCCUAGAGAUGGGAGCAGAGGCCCUGAUAGCCCAGGCACUAAAACUCCAUCAAGACUGUAGUGACAUUUGUAAAGCAGCCCUCAGGGAUCUGGGAUGCCAGGUGGAGCUUCGAGAGCUGUGGACUGGGAAACAUGGCAGCAUCAGCAACUGAAAGUAGAAAAGUACAUCACUAGAGACAGUACACUAUUAUCAUGAGUUUGCCUGAAAUGCAUUGAAAUGUUCUAUGAUGUUGGUAUACAUAGCCAAGAUUUGAAGCAAAUGGGCCAAUCUAGCUACGCACAUUUCUACUGAGUAGUUGUAGAAAAGGCUUGUGAACAGUGCAAAAGAUCAACACAAUGGCCUUUAAAGGUUAAAUUUAUUUUCCAGUUACUUCUGUUAUUGUAACAAAAAGUCAUUGUCCAGUUGAACUGUUCUAUUUUAUUUGCUGUUAAUACACAUUUAUGAUCAUAGAUAUUACAUGUAAAUUUGUGUGUUUUGUGCCAUGGGUAAAUGUUUUGGCUGCUAUGCAAAUUAUUUAACUGCACUGUUUUGUGAGGAUUUCCUCCCCCAUUUUAGCAGAGCCAGAUUUUAAAUUGUAUAAUGCCUUAUAUGUUUUAUGAGAGCGAAACAUUACCAUUUUUGUUUUUUUAGUU
Messenger RNA from Monopterus albus (swamp eel), 2283 nucleotides. It is a transcript of the gene armc6, whose product is annotated as armadillo repeat containing 6. Gene Ontology annotation, biological process: hematopoietic progenitor cell differentiation. The transcript has 8 exons. Gene Ontology annotation, molecular function: protein binding. NCBI's taxonomy places the organism in Eukaryota, Metazoa, Chordata, Actinopteri, Synbranchiformes, Synbranchidae. Bases 405 to 1802 code for a protein of 465 amino acids. The record is from RefSeq and is a predicted model, not a curated record.